AUGGGCAUCAGUGAGUUGUCUGACGAAUUGCUGAUAAAAAUAUUAUCGUUUCUUCCUACCAAAGAUGCUGUGUCCACUAGCAUCUUGUCCAAACAAUGGGAGUUUCUUUGGAUGUGGCUGCCUAAACUUGAGUACACUAGUAGAUACUAUCUAGAGUCUACAUGCGAGAGGUUAAAGUGUUUUCUUGACAGAAAUCUGCCAUUACAUAGAGCUCCGGUUAUUGAAAGCUUCCACCUCGAGUUUGGUGCAAAACAAUUUAAGCCUGAAGAUAUCAAACUGUGGGUUCUAACUGCAGUUUCUCGCAACGUACGAGAGCUGGAGAUUUCUCAAAUUUAUUCUUUGAGCUUGCCGAACAACAUAUUCCCGAGUAGCUUGUAUACCUGCAAAACGCUCGUGACCUUGAAACUCAACGGAGACAUUCUCAUGGAUGUUCCUCGUAUGGUUUGUCUACCUUGUCUCAUAACUUUGCGACUUGUACGGGUGACAUACCUCAAUGAAGAUUCUCUUCAACGGCUUCUAUCUAAUUGCUCUGUUCUUAAAGAUCUAUCUGUUGAAAGAGGUUUAUUUGAUAAUUGGAGAAAGUUCAUUGCUAUCGUCCCGUCAUUGAAACGUUUAAAUUUUCGUACAGCUCAUGAUUUAGAUGAGAUUGUGAUAAAGACUCCUUCUUUGAAGUACUUGGAUUUUACAUAUUAUAGUUCUAUGAUUCACCACUGUUUGAUUGAGAUUUAG
Molecule: messenger RNA, 729 nt
Organism: Eutrema salsugineum
Lineage: Eukaryota; Viridiplantae; Streptophyta; Magnoliopsida; Brassicales; Brassicaceae
Product: FBD-associated F-box protein At4g10400
Exons: 1
Coding region: 1-729 (242 amino acids)
Molecular function (GO): protein binding
Source: RefSeq, a predicted model, not a curated record